AUGUCAUUCCUCGGCGACAAGUCCGCCAAGACAUUCGUGGCCGGUCACCGGGGCAUGAUCGGCACAGCCGCCCACCGCAAGCUAGCGGCGCUCGGCUUCAACAGCAUCGUCGUCCGCACACACGCCGAGCUCGACCUGACGUGCCAGCACGCCGUGGACACAUUCUUCGACGCCGAGCAGCCCCGCUACGUCAUACUCUGUGCUGCCAAGUCCGGCGGCGUCCACGCGGCUCUGAGCGCGCCGGCCGAGUACCUGACCAAGAACCUGGGCAUCAUUUUCAACGUGAUGACCGCCGCCCAGCGCUGCGGUUCCGUCCGCAAGCUGCUCAUCCUCGCCAGCGCCACCAUCUACCCCGAGGACGCGUGGCAGCCUAUCCCGGAGUCGGCCUUCCUGUCCGGCCCGCCAGCGCCCGGUAGCGAGUGGUACAGCAUCGCCAAGAUCGCGGGCAUCAAGAUGUGCCAGGCCUACCGCGAGGAGCACGGCAUGGACGCCAUCGCGGCGUCGCCCAACAACAUCUACGGCCCGCGGAACCCCUUCCCUUCGGAGAGCUCCCACGUCAUCCCAGCCCUCAUCCGCCGUUUCCACCACGCCAAGGUCACCGGCGCUCCCGAGGCCGUGGUCUGGGGCUCCGGCGCCGCGCUCCGCGAGUUCACGCACGUGGAUGACCUUGUGGAAGCCUUGGUGCUGCUGAUGGACAGGUACUCCGGGCUGGAGCACCUGAACGUGGGGAGUGGCGAGGAGAUGAGCGUGAGGGAGCUGGCGGAGAUGGUGAAGGAGGUGGUCGGGUACGAGGGUCGCGUGGUGUGGGACGCCAGCCGGCCGGACGGUGUGCCCAGGCGGUUGAUUGAUAGCUCCAAGAUGAGGAAGCUUGGGUGGAAGCCUAAGGUGGCGCUUAGGGACGGGCUCAUAGAGAUGUACCAACUGUAUUGCCGUCAACAAGAUGAAGCAUGA
Molecule: messenger RNA, 951 nt
Organism: Triticum turgidum subsp. durum (durum wheat)
Lineage: Eukaryota; Viridiplantae; Streptophyta; Magnoliopsida; Poales; Poaceae
Source: the annotation of a GenBank genome assembly